Messenger RNA from Erpetoichthys calabaricus (reedfish), 2153 nucleotides. Its product is annotated as zinc finger protein with KRAB and SCAN domains 4-like. Gene Ontology annotation, molecular function: DNA-binding transcription factor activity, RNA polymerase II-specific; RNA polymerase II cis-regulatory region sequence-specific DNA binding. The record is from RefSeq and is a predicted model, not a curated record. Gene Ontology annotation, biological process: regulation of transcription by RNA polymerase II. NCBI's taxonomy places the organism in Eukaryota, Metazoa, Chordata, Cladistia, Polypteriformes, Polypteridae. Bases 54 to 1304 code for a protein of 416 amino acids. The transcript has 2 exons.
GAAUAGUCUGGUGGUGACAGUCACAAUCGACCAGCCGCCUCCGAGUUGCUACCAUGGCUGAGAGCAGAGUCACCGUUUCGGAUUUGAAAGAGCAGCUCACUCCGAGCAUAGAGCGGACGGCGAGAGUGACCUCGCGGAGUGUCACGAGCAAACUGUCUGCGGAACUCCGCGCUUCUGGAAUACUCGAAGAUGGGUACCGAGGCACGAGGGGGUUUGAAGAGAGGCUCUCUCAAAUAGUUGAGGAGGCGGUGAUGGUUGCUGUGGAAAUCGUCCUGUGUGAGUUUGAAACCGUCGUGGACAGGAGUCUUAAGGAACUUCAAACCACGGUGGCCGAAUAUCAUAAGGAGAUCGAACGGCUAAGGCAGAAGACGGAGGCGCACCGUGGCCCUAAGAAAUCCAUGCGAGGUCACACGAGCUGCGGAGAUUCAAGACCUGGGGCGAUGGGCACAGCUGGCGGAUCGAUCGGUCAAGAUUCGUCUUCAAAAAAAGAAUUAAACCCAAAGGAGUCAGCGGUGGUAGAAAAAGGCAGGUGUUUGGUAGUUGCGUUACCCCGUCUAGAGACAUUGAUCAGCCGGCAAGAGGAGAGCAGCGGCAGCCCAGGGGAAAUUCAUAGCGAAAAAUUAAAAGCUGAUGUAAGCAAGUGCCAUCUAAAGAUGGAAGACUGUGUAAGUAUCCAUGUGCCUUUUCUCACAGAUGUUUAUGGUAGUGAACAGAAUUUUUUUCAACAGACCUCCUGUCAAAAUAACUCCUCUUAUACCGUCCAUCGUGACAGUGAUAAACUGGAACAGACUUUUGUAUCUGAGACAAGUAAGCCCACCACAAAAGAUGUGAUUCAGAUAAAAAUGAAUCUCUCUGAAGAGGCACCUGUUAGCGUAACUGAAGAGCUACUUGAUCAAAGCUGUGUUGACGGGGAUCUCAGUCAGACAUGCAAUGGUGACAUAAACCUUGAAGACCACUGUGGUAACAUCAGAGGUUCAAAGAAAAUGCAGUCAAAAAAGUUGAAGAAUAAUGAGAAACAAAGAAAAAAAGCAAAUCCACACACCUUUGAAUAUACAAAGAGCAAGUGCAAAUCAACAAAGUCGGAAGUUUCCCAGAAAAUGAACACCAGGAUUAAGCACUAUAGCUGUAAAGAUUGUGGAAAAAGCUUCAAGCAAUUGGACCAUCUAAAAAUCCACCAAACUAUCCACAUCACAGAGAAGCCGUACAACUGUAGAGACUGUGGGAAGAGAUAUACUCGGUCAGAUAGUUUAAAUAGGCAGCAGAAAAUUCACACACGGGCAAAGGAGUACUGCUAUACUCAGUGAAGAAAAAGUAUUGUUUUAUUCCUGACAGUUGCAAGUCCAUGAGAGAACUCCCACUGGUUUUAAAAAAUAAAAAAACAAACUGUAUGGACUUCUAGAAAUGCUUUGAUAAAGCUGGAAUGUUAAGAAUAUGGCAGCAGACUGAUGCAGGGGAGAAGACAUACUGCUGAGAUACAAUUGACGUUCCAUUCCAAACUUGUAUCAAAUGUUAGCCACUAUGUGCUUUACAAUUUUUAGAUAUUUCUAUAUUGCAGCAUUAUAUAUCUUUCACUUUUUCUUAUAUCUUUAAAUGUAAUUAAAUGUUAUUGUUAAAAUAUCCUAGAUCUGAUAAAUUGGUGAAAAUUGGCACAUGACUUUGUAAAAUGAAACACAUCCAUAUGGAGUGAAAGUGGAGCGUGAGCUCUCAGAAAAGGAGAGCAUGAGUCUUAGUUCAGGAUAUCCUCUAUGGCUGUAGUAGUUUCCUAAUGUAAGGAUAGCAUUCGUCCAUUUUCUAGCCCACCUAAUACAGUUCAGGUUCAUAGGUAGAACUAGCCCUGUAUAAGGGCCAGUCUGCCACAGGGCACAGUUACACAUAUGGCCAUACUCACUGACCUCUGGAAUGUGUGGAUUGAUAGUCCUCAGAAACUGGGAAUAUAGAUAGUCGUAUUUGUUUAUUUUUCUGUCACUCUUCACUGAAUGCUAUGACAAGUUCUCGGGUAAAAUGCAAAAACAAAAUGUACAAAUUAACGACUACAUAAUGAGUAUGCAUAUUGACACAGAUUUAUUGAAACAGACAGGAAAACAAAAUAGUUAGAAACUGAUUAACACAGGUAAAGACCAGCAAAUCUGUCUAUUAAUUAAGUGUUGAUCUAU